AUGGAAAAACUUCCUUAAAAUUUUAAAGUUCCUAAUGCAGAAGAGAGGAAAAGAGCUCUGGGAUCAAUGGGUGGAACAAAUUUCAAAGUAAAAAAGGCGUUGGAAAAUGUAGAUGACUACUGGGUCCCCAUUAAUCCACCUGGUCCAUCUGACUGGCUUGCAAAUGAAUACGAAUCAGGCUAGACUUUUGAGGAGUUCAAAGUUAACAAAAACGCUAUAGUAGAGAAAGGAAAAUCAGAUACUAUUUGCAUUUUACCUCUUGAUAAGCAAAUGUCAAAAAGCUUUCUUAAGAAUCUAGUGAAAAUGUGUGAAGCAUUUUUUUAUAGUUGUAGAAUAAAGCUUUUGCCAAGUGUGGAUAUUAAUACAAUUGAAAAAAUAGAGACCAGACAGUUCCCUGGUGAUUAAUAUGCACCUGAUACACCAGGAUUGAUUUAAUAUAAUGCCUCAAAAAUAUUAAGUUGGCUGUUCAGAGUGUACAAACCUUAAAACCCAAGGGCAAUUUGUAUUAUUGCUGUCACAACUUAAGACAUAUACCCUGAAGAAAAUUUUUCAUUCGUAUUUGGUUUGGCAAAUGUAAUGACUCAAGCAGGAAUAUUUAGUUUCCUAAGAUAUGAUCCAGGAUUUAAUGGUGAUGAAUUGAAUGAGGGGGAUGAUGGCUAAAAUCUUAUGCUAUACAGAGCAUGUAAAGUUAUGACUCAUGAGAUUGGGCACAUGUUUGGUAUUAGACAUUGCACAUUUCAUGAAUGCUGUAUGAAUGGAAGCAAUCAUAUUUAAGAAUGCUAAAGUAGACCUCUCUACUAUUGUGUGAUUUGCUUCAGAAAGCUUUAAUAUGCCAUUGGAUUUGAUGUUUAAGAGAGAUAUCAGGCUCUUGCCAAAGUAUGCUAGGAAUUCGGUGGAUUAUUUGAUUAGGAUGGCUAAUGGUUCUAACGUAGAUAUGAUGAUUUGUUAGCUAAGUUUGGUAAGUUACAGUCUAAAAUGCCUGAUAAAAAGGUAAAAUAAUGA
Molecule: messenger RNA, 1002 nt
Organism: Stylonychia lemnae
Lineage: Eukaryota; Ciliophora; Spirotrichea; Sporadotrichida; Oxytrichidae
Source: the annotation of a GenBank genome assembly